AUGGGAGCAAACACCUCCAGCAAGUCGCUGCCCUUCGGUGAGAAUGAAGAAGUCACCUUCGACCAUUUUGAGAUACUGCGAGCGAUUGGGAAGGGCAGCUUUGGAAAAGUCUGUGUCGUACAAAAGAAUGACACCAAGAAAAUGUAUGCCAUGAAAUACAUGAACAAGCAGAAGUGUGUGGAGCGUAAUGAAGUGAGGAAUGUCUUCAAGGAGUUGCAGAUCAUGCAAGGCCUGGAGCACCCCUUCCUGGUUAAUCUCUGGUACUCAUUCCAAGACGAAGAGGACAUGUUCAUGGUGGUAGACUUGCUGCUCGGAGGGGACCUGCGGUACCACCUCCAACAGAACGUGCGAUUCCAGGAAGGCACUGUGAAACUGUUCAUCUGUGAGCUGGUGUUGGCCCUCGACUACCUCCAGAGCAGACACAUCAUCCACAGGGACAUCAAGCCUGACAACAUCUUGCUGGACGAGCAUGGACACGUGCACAUCACCGACUUCAACAUUGCCACAAUGCUGACUAAAGAAACUCAAGUCACCACAAUCGCUGGCACAAAGCCGUACAUGGCACCUGAGAUGUUUAACUCUACAAAACCCAUCGGCUAUUCCUUUGCUGUGGACUGGUGGUCACUUGGAAUCACUGCUUAUGAGCUGCUCAGGGCCCGGAGGCCGUAUCACAUUCGCUCCAACACUUCCACAAAUGAAAUUGCUCACGUAUUUAAGACUGCUACAGUGAUGUACCCUGCUGCUUGGUCUGAGGAAAUGGUGAUGCUGAUCAAAAAGUUGCUCGAGACAAAUCCUGAUAAGCGUUUUUCUCAGCUGAAAGAUAUCCAGGACUUUCCCUAUCUGUCAGAUGUAAACUGGAAUGCUGUUCUCCAGAAGAGGAUAAUGCCAGAAUUCAUUCCUACGAAAGGAAGACUGAACUGUGACCCAACCUUUGAACUUGAAGAGAUGAUCCUGGAGUCCAAACCUCUUCACAAGAAGAAGAAGCGCCUGGCUAAGAAGGAGAAAGACAUCAACAAAAGCAAUUCCUCACAGGCCUGCCAUCUUCAAAAGCAUCUAGAGACACUCCAGAGGGACUUCAUUGUUUUCAACAGAGAAAAGGUGAGACACCAGCACAACGAGAUCCAGCAGCAAGCAGCGCUGGCCAAGUGCAGAGGCAUGCACAAGGACAGCCAGAACAACAACCUCUGAGAACCACAGCCCUGGCAGCAGGAAGCUCUGGGACCGCCCCUGUAGCUUGCCACCAUUCACUAGAAGCAGCCCAUGAAUUUGCCUUCCAUGACAGCAGCAAUGUGACUGCGUGAGAAGGGUGAGCUGCUCAGCACUCUUCCACUGGGGUUGGCCAGUUGGUAUC
Messenger RNA from Centrocercus urophasianus (Greater sage-grouse), 1351 nucleotides. It is a transcript of the gene STK32A, whose product is annotated as serine/threonine kinase 32A. The record is from RefSeq and is a predicted model, not a curated record. NCBI's taxonomy places the organism in Eukaryota, Metazoa, Chordata, Aves, Galliformes, Phasianidae. The coding region runs from base 1 to 1188 and encodes 395 amino acids. Gene Ontology annotation, biological process: G protein-coupled receptor signaling pathway; regulation of signal transduction; protein phosphorylation. Gene Ontology annotation, molecular function: ATP binding; G protein-coupled receptor binding; G protein-coupled receptor kinase activity. The transcript is spliced from 12 exons.